Molecule: messenger RNA, 836 nt
Organism: Gigantopelta aegis
Lineage: Eukaryota; Metazoa; Mollusca; Gastropoda; Neomphalida; Peltospiridae
Product: small nuclear ribonucleoprotein Sm D1-like
Exons: 4
Coding region: 119-532 (137 amino acids)
Biological process (GO): spliceosomal snRNP assembly; RNA processing
Cellular component (GO): catalytic step 2 spliceosome; U2 snRNP; U5 snRNP
Molecular function (GO): RNA binding
Source: RefSeq, a predicted model, not a curated record
GAAGAAGGUAGACAACUCUCAAUACACAAAACAAAAGUAACUCUUUUUCGUGGCGUCUGUUUGUCGUUUGCCGCCAUUGUUUGUAUUUAUCAGCAGGCUCAUUAAAAUCCGACGCAUCAUGAAGUUAGUUCGGUUUUUGAUGAAGCUUAGUCACGAGACGGUAACAAUAGAAUUGAAGAAUGGAACACAGGUUCAUGGAACGAUCACAGGUGUUGAUGUGAGCAUGAAUACACAUCUAAAAGCUGUGAAGAUGACUGUAAAGAACAAAGACCCAGUUCAAAUAGACUCACUGAGUAUUCGAGGAAACAACAUCCGAUACUACAUUCUUCCUGACAGUUUGCCCCUAGACACGCUAUUGAUAGACGAUGCACCCAAAACAAGAACAUUUCAGCGGGGCAAGAGAGACCGAGGAGCUGGUGGUGGUGGUGGUGGUGGUGGUAUGGGACGUGGAGGUAGAGGUGGUCGUGGAGGACGAGGUGGUCGUGGUGGGCGAGGUAGAGGGAGAGGUGGACCACCGCGGGGCAGACGGUGAACACUUGUUAACUCAUUGGACAUUGAUUUUACGGUCAUCCAUGUCUUCAUACUGUGAAGGAGCUACUCGAUGUGGAGGAGUGUGUGACUCUGGCUGAAGAAUCUUCAUUUAUUGACACUUUUCUUCAUCAUGUGCAAAACAACAUUACAUUUCAUGGCAGCAGUCGAUGUGUGGCGUGAAAGGAAUUCUGUUAUUCCACAAAUGACAUCAAAAUCAUUUCACACAAAAAAAAAAAACAUUGUUUCAUUCAUUUCAUUUUGUUUGUAAUAUAGUUGGUAUUAAAAUGUAAUAUUUGUAAUAUUAA